Messenger RNA from Vitis vinifera (wine grape), 3093 nucleotides. Its product is annotated as cytochrome P450 81Q32. The transcript has 2 exons. Gene Ontology annotation, molecular function: oxidoreductase activity, acting on paired donors, with incorporation or reduction of molecular oxygen; iron ion binding; monooxygenase activity. NCBI's taxonomy places the organism in Eukaryota, Viridiplantae, Streptophyta, Magnoliopsida, Vitales, Vitaceae. The record is from RefSeq and is a predicted model, not a curated record. Bases 1393 to 2889 code for a protein of 498 amino acids.
GCAGAAUGGUCCUACAAGUAAUGUAAUGCCGUUCCAAGUAUUCCCUUAUUUAGAAAUUGUGACCAGAUGACUGUGUAGUUGUCCAACUACGCAAGGCUUUUAACAUGUGAAUUCUUCGAGGGCAGAGAAUAAUGCACAUACGGGACAAUUCAGCAUGGAGGGACACGUCAGCUGGGACAAUGAACUAAUGAAGUGGGCAAUGUCACUUUUGCUGAACAAUCCAGAAACCUUUGUGAAAGCCCAGGCUGAAAUAGACUCCCACUUGGGAAGGAGCAGGCUGAUUGAUGAAUUAGAUAUAGCAGAGCUUCCCUAUCUGCACGGCAUCAUUAAGGCGACACUCCGAAUGUACCCAGCUGCCUCACUGCUAGUACCCCACGAGUCAUCCGAUGAGUGCACUGUGGGAGGCUUCAGAGUCCCAAGUGGCACAAUGCUUUUGGUGAACAUGUGAGCUAUACAAACUGAUCCUAUGUUAUGCAUGGGCAGAGAGCCCACGAAUUUUAAGCCAGAGAGAUUCCAAGGUCCCGAGGGACACAGAAAUGGAUUCAUGUUUUCGCCUUUCGGGGGCUGGGAUGAGGGAUUGCCCCAGGGAAGGAUUGGCAAUGAGGGUGGACAUGAGCGAAGGAACAGAACUCACCAUUCCCCAAGCUCAGUCCUUGGUGGCUAAGUGUAGACCACGACCAUCCAUGGUGAGCCUCCUUUCUCAACUUUGGUGACACGUUUUGGGUUCUUUGGUGCCUGUGAAAUGAUGAAGCAUUUGGAAUUUGCUGGACUACCAGUGAAAGGCCCAUCUAAACGCCCAUAAAAUAUUGGGCGCAUCAAAGAGAGGUUCUCGCUUUCAUUUAGCAUUGAUUCACUCAGAGAUUCCCGCUUCCAUUAAGCACUGAUUCACUCGGAAGUCGUAGUUGGUAAGGAAUUAAGUGCUAAAGAAGUAGUCUUGAUCUGUCAUUCCUCCCGCGCCCACCGUCGAUCAGGGCCUAUUUUCACUAUUUGAAAGAAAAGGCUGAGUUGCCACAAUUCAACUUUUCCCAAAAUGGUUGGGCAACAGUUUGUUUAUUACUACUCGAACCGACUAAAGUUGCUUGGUGGUGUAGGACAAUUCUGACAAAAAAAAAAGAAAAAAAGUACGAGUAACAGAGGAAAUUAAAGCAAAGUGUUGACUGACCUCCCAUGGCACAUGAUAUGAUGAGAAGAAGAUGAGAAAGAGAAACCACUUAGUUCCUUGUCCCUCCAAUUUUAUGUAAUGGAAACCGCCAUGGCACAUGACAUUUUGCUUUCCUUUUUACCAAUUUCUCUGUGUCUUUAUAAAGUCAUUUUUUUGGACGCCUCAUUACCUUGAUACUUUUAUACCUGUACUGUAGGCAUCGAGGAUUGAGAAUAGAUAUUUAGGCAUCCAUGGAGAUGCUGUACCUCUGUAUCCCAAUUUUCUUAGCCUUGUAUGUCUUCACAUGGCACUUCCUUCACAAGCUCCACAAUCUCCCACCAAGCCCAUUUCCCAUUUUGCCCUUGAUCGGCCAUCUCUAUCUCCUUAAGAAACCGCUGCACCGAAACUUAUCCAAAAUUUCGGACCGCCAUGGCCCCAUACUCUUCUUGCGAUUCGGUUACCGGCCUGUGCUCAUUGUUUCCUCACAUUCAGCUGCUGAGGAAUGUUUCACCAAGAACGACAUCAUUUUUGCCAACCGCCCCCGCCUGAUCGCCGGCAAACACCUAGGUUACAACUAUACGGCCAUCGGCACAGCUCCCUACGGCGACCAUUGGCGAAAUCUCCGGCGAAUCUCCUCUUUCGAGAUUCUAUCAUCCAAUCGUCUUCAGAUGCUUUCCGGCAUUCGCUCCGAUGAGGUCCGAACGCUGAUUUGCCGGCUUGUUAAGAAUCAAAAUCAGGUGGUGGAGAUGAAAUCCGCGUUCUUCGAGCUGACGCUUAAUGUGAUAAUGAGGAUGAUCGGCGGAAAGCGGUAUUACGGUGAGAAUGUUGGGGAGGUGGAGGAGGCUAGGAAAUUUCGAGAGAUGGUGUCGAAGGCGUUCCGGUUGGCAGGUACGAAUAUGGUAGAUUUCUUGCCAAUUUUGGGGUGGUUAGGGUUGAAAGGGACAGAGAAGAGGUUGAUGGAGCUGCAAAAAAUGAGAGACAGCUUCAUACAGAAUUUGAUAGAAGAGCACAGAAUCAAGGGGAGUAAGUGUGAAAGAAGGCCGAAGACGAUGAUUGAAGUUCUGUUAUCACUGCAAGAGACAGAGCCUGAGAACUAUACAGACGAGAUCAUCGGAGGCCUCAUGCUAUCUAUGUUAACCGCAGGAACAGAUACUUCAGCCGGGACCAUGGAAUGGGCACUGUCGCUUUUGCUGAACAGUCCAGAAGUGCUUAAGAAGGCGCAGCAAGAGAUUGACGUCCAUUUGGGACAUGAUCGUCUGAUUGAGGAAGUGGAUCUAGCCCAGCUUCCUUAUCUUCGGAGCAUUAUUAAGGAGACGCUGCGUAUGUACCCAGCAGGUCCAUUGCUAAUCCCUCACGAGUCCUCAAAGGAGUGCUUUGUAGGAGGGUUUCGCAUCCCACCAGGCACCAUGCUGCUUGUUAAUGUGUGGGCUAUACAUAAUGACCCCAAAAUUUGGGCUGAGCCCACAAAAUUCAAACCAGAGAGAUUUGAGGGUGAAGAAGGGGAGCGAGAUGGGCUCAGGUUUUUGCCCUUUGGAUCAGGGAGAAGAGGUUGUCCUGGGGAGGGCCUAGCCAUCCGCAUGGUGGGCUUGGCCAUGGGUUCACUUAUUCAGUGCUUUGAUUGGGAGAGGGUUGAUCAACAGAUGGUGGACAUGACAGAAGGGCACGGUCUCAGUAUUCCUAAGGCUCAGCCUUUACUGGCCAAGUGUCGGCCUCGCCCAACCAUGGUCAACCUCCUUUCCCAACUCUGAAUCAAUCAAGCCCCAAGCCCCCACAUGGCUAGUUUCUUAGGCAUUUCUAGAAUUGAUCGGGAAUGCGUGUGUUGUAUGUGUCUACUCCCUAUUAAAUGUUUCCUUAGAAUGUGUGACAUUAUUGUGGUAAUUAAGGAAUAAGAUUGGAUAUAAGUCGCUGUCCUUUAUUUAUGAAAGCUGGAGUGGAUUUCCUUCCCAUCCAAA